This is a messenger RNA of Penicillium brevicompactum, 453 nucleotides long. RefSeq lists its product as uncharacterized. The coding region runs from base 1 to 453 and encodes 150 amino acids. The transcript is spliced from 2 exons. NCBI's taxonomy places the organism in Eukaryota, Fungi, Ascomycota, Eurotiomycetes, Eurotiales, Aspergillaceae. The record is from RefSeq and is a predicted model, not a curated record.
AUGGCUCCUCUUCGAAACGCCCUUCUUGCCUUGAUGGCCACCUCAGCCACCGUUUAUGCUGAGCACCUCAAGGUUGUUUGGUCCAACGGUGACUUCUCAACCAUCUCCGGUCCAUCUGGCGGAAACACCAACGGUCACUACAGCGGCUUUGCAAUCAUCAAUGAUGCCGGCGAUGCGAUCUACGACCAGGGCUUCCCUGAUGACCACUCCCCCUGUUACAACACUGGUGACGGCCGCGAGUUCACUAUCGAAGGCGAUUGCUGGAGCUCCCCCGCAAAUUCAAUCAAGGACGGUGAUGGAAACAGUCUUGGAACUGGUGAGGGCCAGACCGAUACGACAUUCAUCGGCAUCGCCAUUGGUCAGGAUGCCAGCUGUGUCGUUGAAUUCGAUUCCGACAGCGAUGGCUGCCCCGUUGAUGAUGGCAACGGUCCCCUUCAUGUGACCUCAGGAUAA